Molecule: messenger RNA, 1299 nt
Organism: Aphanomyces astaci
Lineage: Eukaryota; Oomycota; Saprolegniomycetes; Saprolegniales; Verrucalvaceae
Exons: 3
Coding region: 29-787 (252 amino acids)
Biological process (GO): NAD-cap decapping; nuclear-transcribed mRNA catabolic process
Cellular component (GO): nucleus; cytosol
Molecular function (GO): mRNA 5'-diphosphatase activity
Source: RefSeq, a predicted model, not a curated record
GGAGUUCUCAUUGGCCAGCUUUGGUGACAUGAAGCGCAGCGGCGAAUCGAGCGAUGUGGAGGCUAGGAGGUCCAAGCAGGCCCGCAUGCAUGAUGGCGUCCUCGUGCUUCCCAUUCCCAGCAUGAGGGAGUUAAUGCAACGAAGCAAGCAGCGCAUCUCCAAACCUGUUCAAGUGAGUGGGUUUAGCAAGUAUCCCGACGGCCAUGUCACCUACGAUCGGUCGCUAUUGAAAUUGCUCAAGAAGGCCGCGCCGUUGAAUUCGGACUUGUUGGAGGGCAUGGACGCCUACGCCGAGCCUCCCAACACGGCGCCACUGGAGCAUGUGAUCGACGCUAUGUUGCCAGCAAACAGACACCUCCACAACCACACCACCGAUGCCCAGCCAUUGCCAAAGUACCACGUUGUGACCUAUCGAAACAACCUCAACAAGAUCAUGGGGGUCGGUGCUCCACAUAUACGCAAAAUCACCAUGCUUCACAUGCCCAUAGACGCCGUACAAUACCAAUUCUGCGUAUACGAUGCAAAUGCAGCGCAUUCAAGGCUGCGUCUAUCUCAACGUCACCUUGUCACAUAUUCCACCGUCCUCUUUUUCGUCCAAUCAAGCUCAAGGCGCGUACGCUGGCCGGCGGUACGAAGUGCUGUCGUCAGCAGCCGUAGGUGGUGGGGAGUACUGCGGCGUGUUUUCCGUAUCCCUUGGCCAAAAGAAGCUGCUGGUCCUGUCCUAGCUCUGUCAUCACAUAUCUAUAUCGUACAUCUAACCCUUGACGACACAUUAGAUUGGCGCUGAAAUGGACGGUGUCACAGCCUCAAAGGAUGACGACGAUGAUACUACGAACUACGUCGAGCUCAAGACAUUCCGCAUACUAAAUACACCCAAGGACCGGUUCACGUUUGAACGGUAUAAACUGCUCGCAUUUUGGAUCCAGUCGUAUCUUGUGGGCGUGCCAACCAUCCGCGUGGGCUUUCGCAACGAAUCGUUCAUCUUAACCAAAGAGCAAGCAUUCGAAACCGCCGACUUGCCGCGAUAUGGAGAUAAACAUUGGGUACUGGGCCUACUAGUACUACUACUAGUAUGUCAUUAUGGUGGGUGAUGGGUACUAGUAGCAUCCGUCCGUGUGUGUGGCUUUUACCGACUUGGUGCUCAGUUGGUUCGUGGAGCAGCCGUUGCAAGAGAUGGCCGUGUAUACGGUCGAGUACAAGCCACAGACAAAGUGCAUGACCAUGUCGUUGUCCACCACUCCGCCGUUUGUCAAGACUCCGUUGAGUAACUACUAAUAUACGACUGUGUUGUUUCUUGCC